Molecule: messenger RNA, 3629 nt
Organism: Sphaeramia orbicularis (orbiculate cardinalfish)
Lineage: Eukaryota; Metazoa; Chordata; Actinopteri; Kurtiformes; Apogonidae
Gene: septin3
Product: septin 3
Exons: 10
Coding region: 192-1433 (413 amino acids)
Molecular function (GO): GTP binding
Source: RefSeq, a predicted model, not a curated record
UUGGUAACGGAAAAGGGGGGCCCACGGCCAGAGGGAAGGAGAGAGGAGAGGUACCCGGACUAAUCACAUGACCGCUCUUCAUCUUGUUAUCUAUCUGUGUUGGAUGUAUACGGUCAGUUGUCGGACCUAACCCUUCACACAGUCAUCCUUCCAAUCAAACAGACGUGGGGAUCGAUUAACCGGGUAUCGACAUGUCAGACAUAGUUCCUCCAGAAGUGAGACCCAAACCAGCCGUCCCUGCCAAGCCUCCCAAUGUGGGGGCACCUUCCCCCUCCAGUCCCUUCCCACCCCAGGGGCCCGGUAUCGGAGGAAGUGGCACCUCUGCUCCCCCACCAAGUGGUAUCCCGGUUCCCAUUGGGAGUCACGGCCCAAGCCACGCUGGCAGCCAUGGUGUGGGUCACGGUUUGGGCCACAGUGCAGGCCACGGUGGAGGACACUCUGCUGCCCAUAGUGGAGGCCAUGGUCAGAGUGGCACCCACAGCUCCACCGGUGGAUCCACUCUGCUCGGGUACAUCGGCAUUGACACUAUCAUUGAACAGAUGAGGAAGAAGACCAUGAAGACUGGCUUUGACUUUAAUAUCAUGGUUGUAGGACACAGUGGGCUGGGAAAGUCCACACUGGUGAACACUCUGUUCAAGUCCCAGGUGAGCAGAAGGAGUGCAGGAUGGGCCCGCGAUGAGAAGAUCCCCAAAACGGUGGAGAUCAAAUCAGUGUCUCAUGUCAUUGAGGAGGGUGGUGUGAAGAUGAAGCUGACACUUGUAGACACUCCAGGCUUUGGUGACCAAAUCAAUAAUGACAACUGCUGGGAGCCCAUUUCCAAGUUCAUCAAUGAGCAGUAUGAGAAGUUUCUAAAGGAGGAGGUCAACAUAACCAGAAAGAAGCGAAUCCCUGAUACCAGGGUGCACUGCUGUCUCUAUUUCAUUUCCCCAACGGGACACUCUCUUCGGCAGCUAGACAUCGAGUUCAUGAAGCGCCUAAGUCACUCUGUCAACAUUAUUCCUAUUAUUGCCAAAGCAGACACAAUGACCACUGAGGAGAGACAGGAGUUCAAACAAAGGGUUAGGAAGGAGCUAGAGAUGAGUGGCAUAGAGUUUUACCCACAGAAAGAGUUUGAUGAUGACAUGGAGGAUAAAAGUGACAAUGACAAGAUCCGAGAAGCGAUGCCCUUUGCUGUGGUUGGCAGCGACAAAGAGUACCAAGUGAAUGGCAAACGAGUUCUGGGGAGGAAGACAGCAUGGGGAGUCGUUGAAGUUGAAAAUCCCAACCACUGUGAGUUUGCUCAGCUGAGAGACUUCUUGAUCAGGUCUCACCUUCAGGAUUUGAAGGAGGUCACUCACAACAUUCAUUAUGAAACGUAUCGUGCCAAGAGACUGAACGAGAACGGAGGUCUGCACCCCAUAUCCUCCAGCGACACCCAAGAAAGCAACCUGUAGUCAAUGAGGGGGAACAGCACAGACAAAGAGAGAGUAAAACACGGUGCAAUGAAGCUGAUAAAUGAAAUAACAGUCUAUUAGCUUUGCUGUCAGCACAGCAUCGCUGCAUGCUAGGAAAAUAUUUGAACCUGUAUAAAUCAGUGUCAUUUUAACCAUAUCAUUGUUGUACAACUCUAGACACCACUUGUCGUUUCCUCCACUUUCUUCCCUUACAGCAUCACCAUAUAUCAAACCUCUCUGAUUUGAGUUUACCCUAGAAAUAUUAAGGCAGCCCCACCUACACAGUCAGUGCCAUUAUAAAAUGAACGUUUAGACUUCUGCCGUUGCUGUCUUUGCUCACUGUCCAGGUAGUUUGAGCUGAAGUGCCACAUGAUGUUUUCAAAUUGUACUGCAACUGAUGUCUGAAUUAAGACAAUGAAAUGCUUUGCUCCACUUACUAAAAGCCAAAGUCGACUGCCGAAGUGAUGCACACGUCAGCUCUGCAGAUGAUGCUGUAUAAAUUACUUUCUUAAAAUUCUCAGCAGCAACUGUUCAUUUGGAGGAAGGCUCCCCACGGCUUUACUGUCAGCAGUGCUUUGCAAACAUUACAAGCUGUACUGUCUUCUUUUAUUCUCAUGCAGAAAACAAAUGACAUUUCUCUAAUGCUUCCUCUCCGUUUUUAAUUUUAGAAUAGUUUGAGACCUGCUUACUAAAAUGAGAGACAGCUGCAACAUCAGUCACAAAUGAAAUGCAGUUCUGUGGGCGGCAGCGUGUGAGCAAUUACAGAGUCUACGGGGUGCGCGACAGCGCACACUGCAGAUUUUGGGAUUCCAUGAUUCACCAUAAUAGCACAAACACGGGCUGAAGAGUCACUCAACAUGGCUUGAUAUGCAGCUGAGGGUGUAGAUGAGAAGAAUUUAGUCCAGUGCAUGUGCUAUCUGUCUUGCAUUUGCUGAUUAAGCUUUCUGCAUUAGAAAAAGGAUCAGUUUUUGUUAAACACUACUUAUGUUUUCUGGAUAAAAAGUGAUACAGUGAACAGUCCUACCUGAUAAAAUGCCCAUUUUAAGCUGAUCUGAAAGGGUAUUUCCAGUAAUGCUGCUUUAGUUAAUACUCACCCUGGUUGAUUUAAUGCAGUUUGUUCUCAUUGGCUGCAGUUAAAUUGAAAUAGGCUAAAACAGUAAAAUAUCUUUUCUUAGUUUAAUGUCUCGUGCCAUGUAAAGUGUUUGUAAACAUAUCAGAGCUGUGAUGUGACGGCCAUUGUUAUUGCCAAGACCAACAUUGAGUUAAUUAUGAGUUAAGAUUAACUUCCCCCUGUUGACCACUAGGUGGCAGCACUCUACAAUGUUAAAGUAAAGGGUCGAUUGAAUAUGAACAAAAGAAGCUCCCCUCAGACAUUCCACAUGGUCAGGAUUCAUUUAGACUUUUUCCCCCUUGUUUCUACUUACUUUGGUUCUUAAAAGUUUGCACAUUUAGGGGUCAGCCACAGCAAAAAACAUUUAUUAUCUCCAGUCAUGUUGUACAAGACAUUUUGAUAACUACUUAAAUCAUAUCCUCUCUUCAAACUUGUGUAGUUACUCCAAAAAGCAUCUGAGUACUUAGAUGUAAACAUGUUUGCCAAGUUUUCUUCAGGAACUCAACAUGCAUACUCCUCUGCCAUCUACUGUUUGCAUUAGAGCACAAAUAUGCCAAAUUUACAAGUAGUUCAAUCUUUCAGUAUCCAUCUUUUUUUUUUUGUGUUAAAUUCUGUUACACAAUCAUUUACUUUUGUGAGUUUGAUAUGAGAUGUGAUGUGUGCAAUGAAGUAACUCUAGUUAUCUGUGGUUUAGUGCUGUCCAAGGAUUUCAAGCAGAAAUAUGAAACAGUAUUGCAAAACUUUCUCUGUUUCUACUCGUGGUCAUGUGUGCAUGCUUGUAUCCAUGUUGCCUGUUUGCUUCCAGUCAGUGUACACAUCAUUAGAUCUUUACGUCAACUUAUCAACUCUGAAUGUGUGAUGUGUACAUUAAACUCAUGGGAUAAAGACCUGCUUUUUGGAACCUGUAUCUGAACUCACAGACCACUCAGUAUGAUUUCACUGUAUAACUUAAAUUAAAUAACCACCUUUAAAAAAAGCUGUUACACAUUGAGAUAUAAUUUCCUGUGUUACAUUGAGUUGUUUGUACAUUAAUGUAUUAUUUAUUGUAAUUUAUUCUUUAUUUAAUAAAGGCACAUUUCCAUGUU